Molecule: messenger RNA, 10680 nt
Organism: Anolis carolinensis (green anole)
Lineage: Eukaryota; Metazoa; Chordata; Lepidosauria; Squamata; Anolidae
Gene: skil
Product: SKI like proto-oncogene
Exons: 7
Coding region: 922-2994 (690 amino acids)
Biological process (GO): negative regulation of BMP signaling pathway; negative regulation of transcription by RNA polymerase II
Cellular component (GO): nucleus
Molecular function (GO): SMAD binding; RNA polymerase II cis-regulatory region sequence-specific DNA binding; DNA-binding transcription factor activity, RNA polymerase II-specific
Source: RefSeq, a predicted model, not a curated record
UCGUGCCCGCGCGCCGCCUCGUCUCCGUCUCCAUCACGUCCUCCUCCUCCUCCUCUGUCUCUGUCUCCGCAGUGAGGUCACGGGGAGGCGGCGCGUCGUCAGACAGACGGAGAGAGAGAGAGAGAGAGAGAGACAGAGACAUCGGUCCCUUCGUUCGAGAUCUCUCUCACAGGAGGGUCACUCUGAGAUUCUAUGAAAGGAUGAACAGAGAAAUGAAUUACUAGCCCAAGAAGUUUACUUUGCUGAUGGCUGGGAUCGUGCUUUCAUUAUUAAAUGAACAAUGGGAUUCACAACAUCCAUGUUCAUGCAUAUAAUUGCAGCCAACACAGUGGGAUCAGUUUCCAAUAACAGAUUUAUCGGUGAACAAAUAUUGAUGCUGUUGGAGGUGGACAUUUUCAUGGCUCAAUGAGUAGAGAUUUUUACCUAUGAUAUCAAUAAGCGCAGGAAUCUCCUAUAGAAGCCUCCAGUUCCUUUAUCAUCUAGAAGCAUAAUUUUGAAAUAUGUAUGUCUCAGCCUAUAAGCAUAUUAGCACUUGUGUAUUUUUAUGUUCAGUUAAAAGAAAAAUUGAAGAACCUGCACAUUUGUAAAAUAGAAAUCUUCAGAAUUAGGCUUUGUAUUUUUCGGUUGGAUUAAAUCAUUGGGUUAUUUUUGAGACCAGUGAUUCAAAGGUUCAAGUGAAAUCUUUUUUGUAUAUAAAUCGAGUUUUACAGUUUUAUUUGUCACACUGAAAAAGUGUUCUUAAAUGACAAACGUACCUGCAUGUAAGGGCUAUGUUACUAAAUGCAAAGUGGUGAAAUUGCCAGUAUAAGUGGUAUUGCAUGUUUACUGCAAUGAAAGUGGCUAUAUUGAAAGAAAUUGAAAUUGAGAAUUGAACAAACUGUCUGCGAUCAGAUUUCAUAUCCACAUAUUUAAAAAAUAGCCAUGGAAACUGCAAAGAUAAAUUUCUCCUUGGGUCACUCAAAACAAAAGGGGAGCAUAAUACAUGAAGAUGGCAGCCCUCCACCCAAAAAAGCAAUGACGGAAUCACAUAUAAAGGAUACAAUGCAAGCUAUGAUGCAUAAAUUGUCAACAAUAAAAAAGGAACAGCUGGAUGAAUGUGAAGAACAUCUUAUGGAGGACAAUGAGGAAUGUGCCAAACCAAACAUUGCUGCAGUAUCUGAGCCUUUGAACUUAAAUCCUGGUUUGAAGCAUACAUUGGCACAGUUCCACUUAAGCAGCCAGAGUUCAUUGGGUGGUCCAGCAGCAUUUUCUGCUCGCCAUUCUGAAGAAAGCACGUCUUCUGUUUUCGUACCUCUUCCAUCACCCCAGAUCCUUCCUGGUCCAUUACUUGUUCCUUCCGACAGCUCUACAGAGUUGACUCAGACUUUACUAGAGGGGGAGUCUAUAUCUUGCUUUAAAGUUGGAGGAGAAAAAAGACUUUGUCUGCCUCAAGUUUUGAAUUCUGUGCUCCGUGAUUUUUCUCUACAGCAAAUUAACACAGUGUGUGAUGAUCUUUAUAUCUACUGCUCUAGGUGCACUUCUGACCAACUUCACAUUUUAAAGGUUUUGGGAAUUCUUCCAUUUAAUGCUCCAUCAUGUGGGCUGAUAACACUGACUGAUGCUCAGAGACUAUGCAAUGCUUUACUGCGCCCUCGCACUUUCCCUCAGAAUGGCAACCUACUUCAUGGUAAAGGUUCGCUGAUCCAACUAAAAGAGUCUGGCAGUGCCUUUGAAGUAGAGCAUGAAUGUUUGGGCAAGUGCCAGGGUUUAUUUGCUCCACAGUUUUAUCUUCAGCCAGAUUCUCCUUGUAUCCAGUGUUCUGAAUGCUAUGGGAUGUUUUCACCCCAAACAUUUGUGAUGCAUUCUCAUCGCUCUCCUGACAAGAGGACCUGCCAUUGGGGCUUUGAAUCAGCCAAGUGGCAUUGCUAUCUCCAUAUUAACCAAAAAUAUCUUGGAACAUCGGAGGAGAGAGAUUUGAAGCAUCUCUUGGAAGAAAUGAAAGAAAAAUUUAGCAUAAAAAGUCAGAAAAUACACCAAUCUAAAGCUGAUUCUCAGUAUAACCUAGACCUUCAACAGUGGUAUCCAGUUAUAAAGCAAGAGACUGAUUCAAUCAAUCAGCCGCACUCAUUCAUGCAUCCAAGCUAUUACUUUUAUAUGUGUGAUAAAAUGAUCGCUCCCAAUGUCUCCCUUACCUCUUCUGUAUCUCACUGUAAAGAACCAACAAAAACAGUGGCGAAAAUAUCAGAGGUAAUUAAAUCUGUAUCUGGGCAGUCACUGAAGCACCAUAGUGGUGGCAGACGCAAAAAAGCCGUAUACUAUCAGGAUCACUCUCUUGAAGUGCAAGAGAAUAUUGAUUUGAAACACAGCACAGAUGGGUGUGCUGGUAAAGGGCAGCCUACAUCUCUUAAGACUCGAAACAAAAGGAAAUCGGAGCAAGAUUCUUCCAAAACGACAGUGGAAAAGAAGAUAGAAGUAAGCAAAAGUUCACAGUCAUCAUCUCAGAUCCCUGUCAGUGGAAUUCAUUGUGAUGAUGACAAAGGAAAGACGAUGGAAGAAGUAAUGAAAACCUAUAUAAAACAGCAAGAAAAGCUACAUACAAUUUUGCAAAAGAAGCAGAAUCUUCAAAUGGAAGUAGAAAUGUUAAGUAGUUCAAAAGCCAUGAAGGAGUUAACAGAAGAGCAGCAGAAUUUACAGAAAGAACUUGAGUCUUUGCAGACUGAGCAUGCACAAAGAAUGCAAGAGUUUUAUGUUGAGCAAAGGGACUUGGAGAAGAAAUUAGAGCAGGUAAUAAAGCAAAAAUGCACCUGCGAUUCUAACUUGGAGAAGGACAAGGAAGCAGAAUAUGCAGCUCAGUUGGCAGAGCUGAGACAGAGGCUGGAUCAUGCUGAGGCUGAUAGGCAAGAGCUCCAGGAUGAACUGAGACAGGAACGAGAAGCACGACAAAAGUUAGAGAUGAUGAUCAAGGAGUUAAAACUUCAGAUUCAGAAGUCUUCAAAAAAUGGCAAAGGGAAAUAAAGUGCCAAGAAGAAUGUAUCUGCAUUUUUUCAGCAGGGCUUAUAUAUUACUUGUCAAGGAGAAGUCAAGCCAUGGAAGAAAAGGUAUUGGGGCAGCCAUGGAGAACCCUUCUUGUGCAAACAACAUCAGUGAAGCAGUUAGUCAGAUCCCAGUCAUUUCAAUGAUGUUUGCACAAGAGACAUUCCCAGAGAACUGUGCCCAAUGUAUGCUUAUAAAUCUGUAAUAAUACACAUUUGUACAACUUCUAGACUUAUAAAAACCUGUAUUUGUGCUGCUUUUUAAACAGUUAUGAGCAACAUUUGAAACUUUAUGUUUUAGAGUACUCAGUGUAUGUUUUUACAAACUGUCUUGAGGGCUCUUUACCUUUUAUUGAAUACAACUUUCAUUCAUAGAUAUGCAGAAUCCACAUACUUUCUUUUGCAUGCAGUCAUUUACACAAAAUAUUCCUUUUAUUCAAAAUGUUAAAAAAGAAAAAAAGAGAACGUGGAGAAUAUAUUCUUUUUGUUGCUUUACACUCAUAACUUCAUUUGAUAGUUAAUGCUGCAUUGAGGAAAGAACCGUUAUUUGGAAAUUAUUACACAGUUAAUAUUUUUUUUCUAAAUGCAGAUUUCCACACAGUUAAUUAUAAGUUGUCGGAUGCUAGUUAUUAAUUGUUAAAUACCAAGUGCCAAUUCUUCUGGUACUCUGCUGAAUGCUAUUAUGAAAAGAAGUCUGAGAUGCUUCACUUUCCAGAAGUACCAGUUCAUCCCCAGUUCCUUUGGGUAACUAUUUAUCAAAACCUGACAGGACAUGCCAUAAUUGACACAGUUUUUUUAGUAUUCCCAAAUGCUAAUAGAAAAUGUCAUCCUUAUGUUGUAGAGUGACUAUUUUAACCAUCAAACAAGUAGGAUGCUCCAUUAGCAAUAAGGUUUUUCAUGCAUGGGUUGUCUUUGAGUGCAUGGAAGUGGGUGGUGUUGACAUUUACAUAAAAUGUCGAGAGGGAACAAAUGGGUUUUGACAUUGUCAAAGUAAUGCUUAUAUAUGUUUUUUAUGCCAAGGUAAAUAUUGCUAUCAUUUUAAAAAGCAAUUUAGUUAUUAAACUUCUAUUAAUUUUGAAAAUGGUAAGGUCUUUAUUGGGGCAUCUGACAUUUAAUGUGCUGGUAUUCUGGUGUUGACUAACAAGUAGUUCAGUUCCAUUGUAUUUACUGAUUAGAUGCCAAACGAAUGAGGUAUAUUUGAUAAAGGAAUCAGUGGCUAAGAUACAGUGAUGUACUUAAUAAAGGAAAGUUCCAAUUCCACUCAUGCUGCAUGCAAAAGUGAAAUUGUGACUCCUUUUUCAAUGCUGUGCGAUACCAAGAGUGUUUCCUAAUUCCCAGGAGAAGGUUUUUUGGAUUCUUGAGGGGUUGCAGGUGAUGUGGGUGUGCUGAUUUUGGUAGAAGCAGCAUCCAGCAAAUGUAAGCCAUUGGACCCUGGUCAUUGGAUUAAAGUGGUAAUCUAAAAUAACUUUCAAACAGAAUCUCAUUUGUGAAAAGAACGGUGAAGUUUUAAUUAUCCAAAACAGUUUAUUUGGGAGGAGGGAAAGGCAAGAAAAGGCAAGAACAUUUCUUUAAAUUAAUUAUUUCGGUAUGAAUAGACAACAGUUUAAAAGCUCAGAAUAGCACAUGAGGAAAAACUGGAGAGAGAGAGCACGCACAGUGUUCUUUAAAGGCAAGUUAAACUUGUAGAGGGAAACAUGCAAGUGAUAAUUCCACAACCCACCAUGUUCCUCAAUGGAAAAAAAGAAAAGAAUUCACCUCCGGAUGGAAAAUCAUUUCACCCUUUUUUCUCUGCUCCCAAACUGCAAAUGAUGAUCUGGUUACUUGUAGUCUUAGAAAAGGUGCAACUAUAGCCUACAGACGUCUGGAGGAUGGCAGAAAUUGGCAUCAUUGUGGCUCCAGAUACUCUACCUUAGGCAUUAUAUGUGACUAAUAGCACAAGAACAUGUGUGGGGAGGCACAGGGCAGUAUAGAUAGAAAUGAAAACAUUUAUAAAUGAGAAGCACUGCAGAUAGUAAUGUUCAUUUAUAUAUUCAUCACAUGAGCACUUAAAUCCUGUGAUUUUCAUGUUGUGGAUGCCUGCUAUAUAUGCAUGUUGUGGAAAUCUUAUGGUAAAAUCGUCUUAUACCCAAUAUUUUCUGUUGUAUAAGGACCAUUUCAUACAACCACAUUUUUGUGUUUUUAAUAUAUUAGCUAUGUUCAGUUAUAUCACCGAUUUUCAACCAUUCAGUUCUGUCUACAUAAACAAAAUAAAAUUAACAGUUUCAUAAAUCAAAGUCUACAACAUAUGUACAUAGAGAAAAUAAAACAAUUGAGGCACCUUGCAAAACAAAAGUGUAACUAGAUCUAAAAAAAGGGUAUAAUAUCUGCUGAGUUUCUCUUGUGGGAAAUUCUACGUGUCAAACUCCAUCCUGUUUUAUGAGUUUUCAAUUUUGCUUUGGCAAGAUCUGUAGUGCCAUCCCUUGUCAACUUCUGGUAUGCAUAGAUACUGAUGUCCCUUCAGAAAGCUUAGGCCUAGGUAGCUUGGGGCUUUCAAGGUCCAAAUCAAGAUUCUGGAUUUUGCUUGGAAAUCAACUGGAAGCCAGCUAGACUCUUUCAACAGCAGUGGUAUAGGUGUGUAUUGGGCCUCAAUUAAGCUGCUUCAAUCUUGAAAUAAGUUGACAUUUUCAAGCAAUCGUCAAAGUCAACCCUAUCUAGAGCACAUCAUAGAAAUCCAUUCUGUACAUUAUCAGACCAUGCAAGGCAGUAUUGAGGAUCUUUUCAUCCAGAAAGAGGUGCAUCAAUUGAAACAGGUGAGAGGCACUCUUACCCACCUGCUGCAUGAAAAGUCCUGCUACACAUACUGAUCUAGAAACAUUUCCAGGUUUUAACCUUCACGUUCAUCAAAAAUUAUACCUCCUUAAGAAAAGCAAAUCUACAAUCACCUGGUUGUUUCAGCCUUCUAGCGUAACUGCCAAAUUAUUUGGGUUGAGGUUCCUUUCAACCAGUCUUCAGAGAUGCAGUAAACUUUUAUAGUUUAUAGGAGAAGUAGAAGUCAAUGUUACCACUCUGAAACUGUUGCACAUAGAUAAUGGAUACCAGGCAGAAUAGAAUAUAAAAUUUACAAGACAACAAUAGUGAAACCUUCAUCUGAUUACUUCUCAGUACAUCAUCCAUCUUUAAAAAAAAUUAAAAUGGGUUGGCAUAGCAUAUUUUGAAAUCUUAGAUGGUAGUCAGCAGUUGAAAUAAUUUCAUUUACAUUUCUUAAAAUGUAGGCCCUCCACUACUCCUCAUUUAAAUGUCAAAUGCUUUAUAUAUUUGGAAUUCACGUGUUUCUUGCCAAUGGGAUGAACGAAACAAUUUUACAUCCUUUCAGAAUAACUUAUAAUUGUAGUAUAUUUGGCAUCUCUCUUAUUUCAAUAACAGAACAGUGCCGCCGCCAAAAUAGUUGCAAUUUAUUGACCAACUAUAUUGCUUACAUAUUGAAAAGUUAAUGUUUUGGCAUCUUUAAAUAGCACAGAAUACCAAUUUCAAAACUUUUCUUUUCCCAUUGCAGCAAACAUUACAAUUUUGUUAACCUUUACAUCUGAAUCAAACAAUCAUCUUUCAGUGCUAGACAUGUUUCAUUUGAGGGGCAUAUGAACAAUAGCUAUUUUUAACUGUAUGUUAAAACAUAUGUUUUCUUGUUUAAUACAUGAAAAUUAUAGACGAAGCAGAUUGGAGCGUAAUACAUACCUUUUUUUACAUUGUUAGUUAUCCAUGGGUGAAGCAUUGCAUCUUCUGAUAUUUCUGUGUUCAAUGUAUGACUGAGAAGCUGAACUGAACUGAUCUGAUAUUCAUGGGUCAUUCCAUUUUAUCCUAGAGUUUAUGAACAGAUGACUAGAAACAGAAAAGAUAUCAUGGGUGGUCUUGAUGGGUGAAGCUUGAAAUUCCUGAAAUGAUAAUCACAGGAAUGUAGAGUGUUGCAAACAUCCAUGGCUCAAAAGAAUUUGACAUGUUGAAAUCUGUAGGUGUUUAAACACCUUUAAUUGCGUUGAAUUACGGUUAGUGUUUUUAUUGGAUGUUACUGACAGAUGGUAACAUUUUAAUGUGAAGUUAUGAAUCUGAAAAUUUUGUAAAGUUUGGUAAGAGCAAUAGUGCUUGGCUGAAGACCAUAUUUAGCUUCUCUUAUGUAUAGUUUUGAUUAUCCCAAUACAUUCUCUGAUAUCUGGCAAGUAUUAACCAGAUCCAUAUCUUUAUUAGCCAACAACUAUUCGCUUAUUGCAACAGUUUGGGAAAAUUACAUUGGUAAUUGCCAUCCAGUAACCAGAUUGUCUGGCUCAGACUUUUUUUUAACAACAGUCAGUGUAAUGUUUGAAUUGGCUUUGAAAAGUGUUUAAGAAUAGAAAACAUUUUAUAGGCAAUUCUGUCACAAGAUACCAAAAUUCAACAAAAUUUUCACUUUUAAAUAGAAAAUCCUUGCUUUAUUCUUUAUGCCCUGAUUUUUCAUUGGUUUUAGGUGGAGUAUUUUCAAUAUAAUUUUUUCCAGCCAUAGUUUGUAAGCCGCCCAGAGUUCCCCUUUGGGGGUGACAAGGGCGGGGUAUAGUUACAAUAAAUAAAUAAACAAAUACAUAUGUUUUGGAGUCCAGUUAGAAUUUGAAAUUGCCAUAUCAUGUUUCUAUUUUGGCAUGAUAUGAUAAGGAUCAGCAAUUGUUAACUGUUUCCACAGCCACUGCAAGUAUUAGAGCCAGACCAGUGGCAGUAAUUUUGGCUAAAUUUAGGAAAAAUAAGUUUGUGGUUUUAAUGGUAUGUGAAAGAGUGAGUGCUAUGUUCAGAUUUUAUAUCUCUAAAUAAUUUAAAGACUGAACCACAUGCCCACUUUUAAUUAAAAGUCAUAAUUAUAAUUCUUACCUAUUAAUUCAUUCAGCCUCCUUUAAAUAAUACUUAUUUAAUACAUAGAACUGUGCCAUAGGUGUCCAUUAUCACCAAAAUAGUUUUCUAGUAAAUUGUAAAUAUUCUAUGUUUUACAGAAGUAGUUUCUUACAUUGAUCUUGUAACAUGACGUAUUUUAUGGGUGAUUUACUCCACUGCCUAUAUAGCUUGAAUUGCAAGACUUUGCCCAUUUACAGAGGUUUAAUACAAAUUGCCCUGUACACUGACUUUACCCUUAUAGCCUUAGCAUGUUCAUCCUGUAUGUUAAUUAUUAGAGAAUACUUAAAAAAAUGAAAAUUAUCACCUAUGUGUUCACCUUUUAGAUGGUAGAUUUGUUUCUCUAAUUAUCCUCUCCAUUAAAGUGUCUGGAAAGGAUUUUUAAAACUGCAGUUAAAGAAUGCCCGGCAGAGAGGCUGCCCUGAGCACUUUUUAAAAAGAACAUCUGUUUCUUGACAUCCCUGUUUUUAAUUAUUAUUAUUAUUAAAAAGGUUUUUGCCAGAGUGGAAUUCAAAAGGAAAAUACUUACAUCCCCUUCCCCUAGCCUGAGGCCACUGCUGUCAAUCAGUUUCAUCCAGACUGGUUCAGUGUGCCACAAGCACAAACAACUAGAACUAUGUGCAGAGCAAAGCAACACAUGAUCUCAUCCCCACACUCAAGUGAUAUAAUUCAUAUAGAAAUUUGUAAGGUUUUCUAACCUUUCUUUAGGAGAUAGGCUUAAAAUUAUAUUAAUGGGGUACGCUAAUGACAUGAAGCUUUCCUUUUUCCAAAAAAGUAGCUAUGCUUAACUUUCCACACUAAUUAUGACAGAUGGUUUCAUGUACUGGAGCCCAAUUGGACUUCAGCCCAUCAAACCUUAAUAUGCCACAAGACUUUACAUUCAUUUUUUCAGUAUUACUGAACACAAGUAAAAAGAUAGAUACUGAGACCACAAAAUUAUAAUAACUUGAUAGUUUGCAUCUGCCCUUUACAAUGACUACAUAUAUGCAGGGAAAAGAGGUCUAAAUUCCAUGUCUGAGCUGUGCAGAAGACAAUAACUGCAAGAAAUGUGGAAAUCAACUCUUACAUUGUCGUAGCCCUAAGGACUUUCUUGAACAUUGGAUUAAGCAAAAUCUCAAAGUGGGCUUCGGAUGAGUUGUGCUGUUCUUUUUGGUAGGUCUGAAAUCACUUUGCUUAAGUAUUUGAGAUAAAGAUAUAGUAGUUAUUGGGUAUAUUUUACAUUCUUGGAUUAAUUUUAUUAUAUAUUUAAUAUAUUGAUAGUCGUAGACUCUUGUACAUAGUCAAAUUAUCACAAUGCAGUCCUUGCCGUAAAGCUAUGCUAUGGGGAGUGCUACUGCAAAGCAGUUUAUCUACUCCAUGCUGCUUAUUCUCAUGUUCUUGGAGCCACUUGUACUAUCUUCAGUUUGAAAUAGCAGCACAUCCAGCAAUGACAGCUAUGUGGAUGGCUUAGUGCUACAUCUUAGAGACAUUUUCAUAGGACUAGGCAGCUGAAUUCAAGAUGCUUUCCAAAUCCACUCCUUAAAUUUCUUUUAACUAUUGGGAAAGCAUAAAUGUAGAUUUCCCUCCACAGAAAAAUUGUUUUUCCUUUUCUAAAGCUGAUAACGUAAUGCAACAAAACACUUUAAAACAUGUUAAUCUGUGCUUGAAAUAUUUCAAUUUAUGCUGCAGCUGUAAAAUAUCUGUCCAGGAAGAAGCAGCUUGAUCUCUUAAUUACUCUUUCUACAACUUGUUCAUUCAAUACAUCUGUGGUAAUGCGAGGCAGUCCAUACUGGAUAUAUUUUGGUUUUUUGGGAGGGGGAUCGCAGAUGUCAUCAAUUAUAAAGUUAGAAGUCAAAACUUUUUACAGACUGCACAAAUGUACUUUUAGUACAUCCACAAUUUAGAGGAUAGUUUGGAUUUUACAGUGCUGUGGAAUCUUUAGGUUGUGAAAUAUAUAUUUUCCCAAAAUGAAUAUCCAGUGAAGUAUAGCAAUCCAUAUUAUUACUUCAAAUACCUCACUUUUAUGAAAAGGGAAGCACAGUUGUAAUGUAUCUAAACCAUUCUGUUGAAUAUACACAAAUAACUGGUCUAAAUGUUCUGAUGCAGCUAUGUUGCCUUCCAGAAUAAAUAGGCUUGUGACUAACAUCAUUCUAUUUUGUGUGUAUUCAGGAUGUGUUUGAAAGUAUUUGUUGAUGCUGACAUCUUAAUAUUUCCACAAUCUAGAGGAACAUAUGACCAUAUUUUGUGUGCUCCGUUGAGAUCUGCAACAUCUUUGUUACACAGCAUUUUCCUCAUGCCAUGUAGCAAAUCAUUCAAAUGUGUAUGUCAUACACAGAAGUCCGUGGACAACUUCAAAAAGUACAUUUCUAGAUUGUGACCAAAAUCUUUAAAAGACUAAUUUAUAAAGUAAAAUGUAUAAACACAAAGAGCAACAAGUGAGUAGAAAAAAACAACAUAUGCCUAAGACACACAGUUUGGUGGAAACGAAAUGUUUUCAGUUUUUUGCCAAUGAUGUACAGUUCUACAGUUGGAGUUGCUGUGGUUGCAUUACAUGACACAAAACUGUCCUCUACCUCAUAUGAUACAAAAACAGAUAUUUUGUAUGGUUUUAGUAAAAACAAGAUGCAUUUAUCUGGUCACUUAGUUUACAAAUUUUGAAUUCUAUUUAUUGAAACAUGACAUACUGUGCUCUUAGCUUAUACCUCAAUUGUAUUUUGUGCAGUUUUCCAUUUUUCAUGCAUUGUAAAUAUCCUGUAUAGAUUGUGGAUCCACAUUCAAAUAAACAAUUAUAAUGUCAAGCACCUCA